AUGGCGGAUGCAGCAGUGGAGUUCCUGCUUAAUAACCUCAAGGAUCUUCUGGUUACCCACUCCCAUCUAAUCACCGACACCAGGAAUCAGAUCGAGUGUCUGGAGAAGGAUCUUCGCCUCCUGAACGCCUUUCUCAAGGACUCGGUGAAGAAGCGGAUAACUGAUGAGACUACAAAAGUGCUGGUCCAGAACAUUCGCGAUGCCGUUUAUGAGGUGGAAGAUGUCAUUGACGCCUUCAUUACCAAGGUCAUGGAGAGAAAGUCCGAGUCUGGAACUCUUAUGUCUUUCAUCAGUUCAUUUAAGCCUUCUGUCGAUCUCCACGGCAUCGUCAGAAAGGUCGAGGAGGUCAGCAAGAAGGUCGAACGGGCAAGGAGUGAAUUCGUCAACCUCAGAAUCGAUGAAGACAGAUUUGAAACGCUUCAGGUUCGUCUGCCAAGAGAGAAGGAUGUGGUGGGAUUCGCAGAUGUGACUGAUGAACUAAUAAGUCGUUUGACUGAAGAAACCGACUACUUCGAUAUCAUCUCUCUUAUUGGUAUGCUUGGCUUGGGAAAGACGACGCUGGCAUGGAAGGUUAUGAAUGAUCCAAAAGUCAUCUUGCGGUACCCUACGCGUAUAUGGCUUUAUAUAUCUCAAGAGUUUUCAGACAGGGAAAUAUUCGUAGCUAUUCUGAAAGAGAUGGAUAUUGUACCCGGUGAUAUAAAUGAAAAGAGAGUCGAGGAAUUAGCCAGGAUGGUUGCCGCUGCACUCGAGGGAAAAAGUUUCCUCAUUGUCAUGGAUGAUGUAUGGAGUCGGGCUGACUGGGACAGACUCCGCAUUGCUCUGCCGCAUGGCAAUAAAAAGGGUAAAGUAUUGAUCACCAGUCGUAUGGAGGAUGUGGGCAGGUAUGCUAGUAACCCAAGGGAUCACCACGAGUUGCGUUUCUUCAAAGACGAAGAAAGUUGGGAGCUGCUCCGGUUAGAGGCACUCCACCAGAGGGAAUGCCCUUCCGAGUUAACAAGUGUGGGGCAAAUGAUUGCAAAAGAUUGCAAAGGAUUGCCACUUGCAGUAGUAGUCAUAGGAGGCAUCCUUGCAACAAUGUUUUCAGCUUCAAACUUAAAUGCAACGAUGAGAGAUUGGGAGACGGUGUCCAGUCGGGUGAGCGCAUAUUUUAGUGAUGACCCGGCUGAUCGCAUGAAGAAAUUUAUAUCUCUGAGUUACGCAAACUUGCCUUAUCACUUGCGCGCAUGCUUCCUCUAUUUGGGGAUGUUCCCUGAAGACUAUGAAAUCCCAGCAUCGAAAUUGAUCCGCAUGUGGAUUGGAGAAGGCUUCAUACAUCAAAACGAUGAUUAUAGCUUGGAGGAGACUGCACAAAAGUACUUGGAGGAACUUAUCAACAGAAACUUAGUCAGAAUUGACAAGUUUAAGCCUAAUGGCAAGGUUAAAACAUGCAGGAUUCAUGAUGCCUUACGUGAUUUCUGUCGAAUUGAAGCUGGAAGGGAAAAUGAAAAUUUUCUCCAAGAAAUCAGGUAUAAAGGAGGAUUUACACCUCCAAUUGAUGAUUUGGGUAAAUAUCGGCGCCUUUCUGUUCAUUCCAAUUGCUUGAAUUUUAUAUCUUCAAAACCUUCUGGUCCUCGUGUCCGCUCAUUCGUUUGUUUUCCCAAGUAUGAAUUUAUAUUGCCCUCCGAAUACAUUUCACACAUCCUUGAAGCUUUCAAAUUGCUCAGAGUGUUAGAUGUUAAACCCAUCAAAUUUACCAGACUUAGCAGUAACAUGUACAAAUUGGUUCAUUUGAGGUACAUUGUCUUGUCGUUCAAUUUGGACACUCUUCCUUCAGACUUCAGCCUGCUUUGGAACAUACAGACGCUUAUUGUUCACACGAUGUCUCGUACACUGAAGGUUAAAGCAGAUAUAUGGAAGAUGAAUCAGUUGAGGCAUUUUAAGACUAAUGCGUCAGCUACCUUGCCCAAGCCAAGUAAAAACAUUAAACAUAAUGCAGAGCUUCAAACACUCGGCACAAUUUCAGUGGAAAGUUGCACGGCCGCAAUUCUCGUGCAAGCUUGUAACUUGAAGAAAUUGGGCAUUCGUGGACGACUAGCCUUCCUUAUGGAAGGACAGGUUCAACCAUUUGAUAGGUUGGGGGAAAUGAAAUAUAUCGAAAAGCUGAAACUAAUCAAUGAUGUAUAUCCUAGACCACCUUCUGUAGGCCAAUUGGAUGCCCUUCCUCAUCCUUACCAGUUCCCAUCUAACCUUAGGAGCCUUACACUAGUUGCUACUUUCCUCGAUUGGAAUUGCAUGUCUACCCUUGGAUUGCUACAGAAGCUCGAGGUGCUCAAACUGAAGGAUAAGGCGUUUAUGGGAAGUGACUGGGAGACAGUUGAAGGAGGCUUUCGGCAACUUGAAUUCUUGCACAUUGAAGAGACAGAUUUAGCUGUUUGGAAUGCUUCAUCUCAUCAUUUUCCUAGACUCAGAAGCCUUGUGCUCAAGAACUGUGACAAGCUUCGGGGAAUUCCAAUUCCGAUGGGUGACAUAGCAAGUCUCCAAAUGGUGGAGCUGUACAAUAGUGUAUCUGCAGUAGCCUCAGCCAGGGAUAUUCAGGAUGCAAAAAAAGCCAGAGGCUGUUCAUUCAAGCUCUCAAUUUUUCCUCCUCUGAAAGAUUAA
Messenger RNA from Salvia miltiorrhiza (redroot sage), 2637 nucleotides. Its product is annotated as putative late blight resistance protein homolog R1A-10. Gene Ontology annotation, biological process: defense response to other organism. Bases 1 to 2637 code for a protein of 878 amino acids. The transcript has 2 exons. The record is from RefSeq and is a predicted model, not a curated record. Lineage: Eukaryota; Viridiplantae; Streptophyta; Magnoliopsida; Lamiales; Lamiaceae. Gene Ontology annotation, molecular function: ADP binding.